UCGGUUUCAGUUGGUUAUCAGCUCCCGAGGACGCAGGACGUGCUUCGUUGGCUGUGCUUGUUAUCUGUAGGAAUUUUCAAGAAGCUGUAUUUUAUCAUAAGGCUACCUUAUACACACAAUUGCUGGAGCUUGCACAAUCGUUCCCCGGAUCGGUUUAUGUUGAAUGGUGCUGCAUGGUUACUUUUGCCUAGUUGGGGAUUACCGCUAGAUAUCUAUCAAGCCAUCUGGUGUGAAACAGUUCUGCUUGGAAUAAUUACCUUGUGGCCCUAGGAAGAGUGUGAAAGUGAAAAAGUAUUUGCAGUCUAACCGACAUUGGAUCGCUUGGUGUGUGCCCUGGAAAAAGUUUGGCGGGGAUAUUUUUGCACCUUACAGUUUCCUUUUACAGGAUAGUUGUGGCUUUCAUCAGUAGCUUGCGGCUUGAGGCUAAAUAGGUAUCACCGUGUUGUCACCACUGUUGCGGAAACCAGAAAGGACGAAAAGGCAUCUGAAGAAAUAUAGGAAAGGGAAGAAACGUGAACGAGUCUGCCGAGUUUAGGGGAAAAUUGUGGUGGCGGGAACAUAGCUAAGAAGUGUUACAACCUGUGGCAAAAAGCAGACUUCAGCGCAUGAAGUCUGGGAAAAGUGAAACAUCAUUUUUUUUCUACAGUGCCACAGAAAAAAGAUUUGCUUCAGUGGAUACCGAAUCGGUUUAGUGAUCUUUUGACUUGAUUUGUAAUAAAUUUCGGGAUUCGUUUUUCGCGCUUGGAAUCAACAGAUGCUAAAUUCCUCUGCUGAACAAAUAAAACGGAAAUGAGAUAAAAAUAGCGAGUAAACAGCCUGUUGGCUCCCUACGAAGACCGAUACAUAAACCGCACCCGCCAAUGCCUGCCAGGAAGGGGCUACUGGCGCCCCAAAAUACGUUUCUGGAUACAAUCGCUACGCGCUUUGACGGAACACAUUCCAAUUUUGUACUCGGCAACGCACAAGUUAGUGGAUAUCCGAUAGUGUACUGCUCAGAUGGCUUUGUCGAGCUUUCUGGGUUUUCGCGUGCACAAAUUAUGCAGAAAGGUUGUGCUUGUCGGUUUCUCUAUGGCCCGGAGACGAAGGAAGAACACAAAAGCCAAAUCGAGAGCAGCCUCGAUGGGAAAAGUGAGCUGAAGUUGGAGGUGAUUUUCUAUAAAAAGAAUGGUACUCCGUUUUGGUGUUUGCUGGAUAUCGUCCCGAUCAAGAAUGAAAAACGGGAAGUGGUGCUGUUUCUUGCCUCGCACAAGGAUGUGACGACGGCAAAAAUGUCGGAGAUGUCUAUGUCGGACGAGUGCGACAGUGUAAAACAACUGUUGCCUCCUUUUCUUCCGCAUCUAGAUGUAUUUUUAAUAAAUCCAUUCUCUCCUACAUUUUUGUACAAUGACGAUGGGGCGGAGGAUGAAAAUUUGGAAAUACCUCCGGGAGUUAAUAUGGGCCGGCGACGUUCACGGGCGGUGCUUUAUCAACUUUCCGGUCAUUACAAGCCGGAGAAAAUGAAGACUAAAAUGAAACUAAAUAGUAAUAUAUUACAUUCUAGCGAAGCUCCACUACCUGAAUAUAAGACGCAAGCCUUAAAGAAAUCACGUUUUAUUCUGUCGCACUACGGAAUGUUCAGGGGUUGUUGGGAUUGGCUGAUUUUAGUGGCCACAUUCUACGUCGCCGUCGCCGUACCUUACAAUGCCGCUUUCGUUACAACCGAUCGUUUGACUGUGGCAUCCGAUGUUAUCGUUGAAGCUUUAUUUAUUGUUGAUAUUCUAGUAAAUUUUCGCACAACGUAUGUUUCCCGUAAAGGCGAGGUUGUAUCAAAUUCUAAAAGUAUAGCAGUUAACUAUCUACGAGGAUGGUUCAUGGUUGACCUGUUUGCCGCCCUGCCGUUUGAUCAUCUCUACGCUAGUAACGUAAUUAGUGGGGAGGAAUCUCACAUUCAUUUAGUCAAAUUAACACGAUUAUUAAGGCUGGCACGAUUGCUUCAAAAGAUGGAUAGAUAUUCGCAAUACACGGCUAUGAUUUUAACGCUGUUGAUGCUAUGCUUCUCUUUAGUUGCACAUUGGUUGGCUUGCAUUUGGUAUGUGAUAGCAGAGAAAGAAAGACUCGUUAAUGACCAAGACUGGGACAUUGGAUGGAUUCAUACGUUGGCCGAGCGAUUGAAAAUCCCAGUAACGAAUGUUACACACGGCGAAGCAUAUAUAACAUCGCUCUACUUCACAUUCACCAGCCUGACGUCCGUCGGGUUUGGAAAUGUAUCUCCCACCACAAUCAGCGAGAAAAUCUUCAGCAUCGUGAUGAUGCUGAUCGGUGCUCUGAUGCAUGCCGUAGUGUUCGGAAACGUGACUGCUAUUAUACAACGGAUGUAUUCACGGCGUUCACUGUACCAAAGCAAGUGGCGUGAUUUGAAAGAUUUCAUCGCUCUGCAUCAGAUGCCGAAAGAGCUGAAGCAGCGAAUGCAGGACUAUUUUCAGACGAUGUGGUCGUUAAAUCAUGGGAUCGAUGUGUACGAGAUCCUAAAGGAGUUCCCCGAGGAGUUGAGAGGGGACAUCUCGAUGCAUCUACACAGAGAGAUUUUGCAGCUGCCUAUUUUUGAGUCGGCGUCGCAGGGCUGUCUCAAACUUUUAUCUUUACAUAUCAAAGCAAACUUUUGUGCUCCUGGUGAGUACCUUAUUCAUAAGGGUGAUGCGUUGAGCUAUAUCUAUUACAUAUGCAAUGGUUCCAUGGAGGUUAUGCAGAACAAUAUGGUCGUUGCCAUUCUUGGAAAAGGUGAUUUAGUCGGUUGUGAUAUAAGUAUACAUUUAACACAUGGAAGCCAGGGAAGUUCCGGCAAUCAAGGCUCUCAAGAUGCUAUAGUGAAAAGUAGUGGCGAUGUGAAAGCUCUUACCUAUUGUGAUUUGAAAAGCAUUCAUUUGAGUGGGUUAGUCGAUGUACUGCGUCUUUAUCCGGAGUAUCAGCAGGAGUUUGCCAACGAUAUACAGCAUGAUCUCACGUACAAUUUGCGAGAGGGCUAUGAGGCAGAGGAGGAAACGGAAAAUAACGGACCGUGCCUUGCACUACCGUCCAUUAGCGAGGAUGAUGAAAACCAGUCUGAUGUGGACUCCAGUACGACGUCUCCUUUGCACACGUCCCUUGCCAAAUCACCUGCACACAACACCACCGCCAGUCCAAGGCAUGCCAAGCUGAUACACAGUCGUAACAAAUCCUUGGUAGCUUUACGGGAGCGUGUAGAACGCCAACGAUCGGUGCAGGCCACCACCGUAAGUGCUGUUCCCGAAGACAACAACUCUUUCGAGGGUUUAAAUUUGGAGCUCAGAAGUAAAGAAAAGACUCAUCCAGCCCGAGUAUCGGUUGAGCGGUUAGACACCCAGGUAACGACGCUUCAUAACGAUGUGGCUGCUUUGAGCAUAGAGGUACGAAAUGCUAUUCAGGCACUGCAAGAAAUGACGUACUCCACCAUCAAUUCGCAAUUCGAUUUAGGACAUUUUCCACCAGCCCGUUCAAUACCGAAUCUACAGAAUGGAGCCAUGGGUAUUAUGAGAGACCCAGAACCGACCAUGGCUCGAAGUUCGUCGCAUCCGCCUGAGAUGUGGUGUCGUGAGAUGAACGCAUUUGGUGAAGCAUUACCCAGUCCAAAUGGAACCGAAACUUAUUCCGAGCAUAUGUAUCGUAGGAAAUCGAUCAUGUCACAAAAGUAUUCAGAAGAGCUGUCGUGCUCAACACAGACUGAAAAUGUGAUUGAUUUCGAAACACUCGAAAAGGUGGUUUUAGCCCAUCCACAUCUGGUACUGAAGAUUUUAGGCAUUGAAGCUGUUUUUAAUAAUGAAGAAGUUAAGCUAUAUCCAUUGAAUACUAUAUCGGAGGCGGCCAGUUCUGGCGAGACAAUCUCAUCAAAGGUGCAAGAAAUAUCUAAUAAUGAUAAUAAUUAUAAAUCAAACACCAAUGGAUCGAUUCAAGGAACCGAUCACCGAAUAAUUUACCCACCAAUUGUGUGUAGUUCUAAUGAAUUUCACACUAACAAUAACACUAGCAUUAACAAUAACAACAUAUCUUCCCUGACACCACUAAAGCAUGACACUGUGCCACUUUUGAUGGAUGAUGUGAACAGAAUGGCGAGAGUCUUAGGAGAUAAUAGUUGCUCUAUAGUAAUUGAUGAAAAUAUCAAAAUGUUGAAGCAAUCUGCAGGCAAUCAUGUUCUUCGACGGCAAGAGCGAGUGCCGGCGAAAAAUCGUUUCUCAGCUGGAGAUGCCGAUAAGCUCGAGAAAGGCUUGAAGAAUCUGCCAUCGUCGCGUUCAUUGGGUGGUAGCUGAGAAAGAUUUAGUCAAUAAUCCAACUAGCUUAUAGGAUACCUUACAAAAUAGUUGAUGUUUGAUGAAAUUUAAAUUUUCUGAAGUAGAGGACUAUUUAGAAAGAAUUCUAAUUCUGAACAAUAAAGUAGAGUAUUUGUGUAUUUUUGCAAA
Aedes aegypti (yellow fever mosquito) is the source of this 4448-nucleotide messenger RNA. RefSeq names its product potassium voltage-gated channel subfamily H member 8 (gene Elk). NCBI's taxonomy places the organism in Eukaryota, Metazoa, Arthropoda, Insecta, Diptera, Culicidae. Gene Ontology annotation, molecular function: voltage-gated potassium channel activity. The record is from RefSeq and is a predicted model, not a curated record. The transcript is spliced from 19 exons. Gene Ontology annotation, cellular component: membrane. Gene Ontology annotation, biological process: potassium ion transmembrane transport; regulation of membrane potential. The coding region runs from base 861 to 4298 and encodes 1145 amino acids.